This is a messenger RNA of Fragaria vesca subsp. vesca, 345 nucleotides long. RefSeq names its product protein RALF-like 19-like. Lineage: Eukaryota; Viridiplantae; Streptophyta; Magnoliopsida; Rosales; Rosaceae. The transcript has a single exon. The record is from RefSeq and is a predicted model, not a curated record. Bases 1 to 345 code for a protein of 114 amino acids.
AUGGAUUUCAAGUCCUGCCUUGUUGUGCUCCUCUUGGCCUUAGCCAUGGUGGCUGCAGUAGAGUCUUCACCGAUCCACGACGCCGCCUGGGGUCUCAGACACAACCACGACGACGUGGGUGACUUGAUCGGAGAAGACAAUGAGAUGUUACUGGACUCCGAGGUCGGCCGGCGUCAACUUGCUGGAAGGCCCCGUUUUAUCAGCUACGGUGCCCUUAAGAGAAACCAUGUACCGUGUGGCCAGCCCGGAGCCGCCUACUACAACUGCAACAGACAGAACUCACAGGCAGCCAAUGUUUACCGCCGUGGUUGCAGCGUCGCCACCCGUUGCGCUCGCAGCAAUUAA